Molecule: messenger RNA, 1685 nt
Organism: Misgurnus anguillicaudatus (oriental weatherfish)
Lineage: Eukaryota; Metazoa; Chordata; Actinopteri; Cypriniformes; Cobitidae
Biological process (GO): cell-cell adhesion
Cellular component (GO): plasma membrane
Source: RefSeq, a predicted model, not a curated record
AUUUAUAUGUUUAUCAACAGUGCAAAACAGACAUCCAGAAGACUUCAUUGUGCAUUUAGUCUUUAAUCUUUCAGCAGAAUUAUGUUUAUGUUUAUUUGUGCUCCUGGUGUUAGUGUGAGACUAUAAGGUUAAAUGGAAGACAUUUCUGCUUCAGUUCAGCUCAUGUGUUCAAGCCACAGAGGAUGUGGUAGCUGUGUUUCAGACAUUGAUAAUAGCCACCAAUGAGAAGUGUGUCAAAAAGCACAUCAUAAUGCUCUGUUGAUGGAAAAUGGGGGUUAUUGUUUAAUUUGAUCCAUUCUUCGCAAGAAAACUAUUCUUCUGGACCUUGAAGGUUGUUUUUUUAAUUUUUGUUAUUUAUAUUUAUGUAUCCUGUUACAAAUUUGUGCGGGAUCCUUAUGUGCCAAGUGAUGUGGUAUCUUGCUAUCGCAUUUUUUAUUUUCCAAGCAUAUGAAACUCAUGGUAUUGUGUCAUGUGUGAUGACAAGUCCGGUCCAGAGGGUGUAUGUUGGAGAAGAUGUCUAUUUGUUCUGCAAUUUCACCCAGUGUCCUAGACCUCGAAACCUCAUGUUUCUUAAUGUGGAGUGGGGAUUUCAGAAUAAUUCAUCUGACUUCAAAACAAUCAUCUACAACAUUGGAAAUCACACUUCAAGAACAACUGGUGUGCUGUUUCGGGGAAAUGUAGAGCUGGGCAGUUUUGAUAUUCUCCUCCAAUCGGUGAAACGUGAGAACAAUGGAACUUACCAGUGCAAAUAUCGACAAGAUGGCAUUUUCUACAAAAAUAUAACAAAGCUUACUGUCCACUCAGCUACACAGACCAGAAGAAACAGUCCAGGUGUGAACGAUAUACAGGUAGAGAUAAAUCCAUCUUGGUGGUUGGCCCUGAUCCCUGUGGCUGGGAUUGUGCUUCUCAUUGUUGUAGUAUUUUUGGGGAGGCUCCUCCAGCAAAAGGAUGUCUCAAUGCAAGAAAUAGAAGAAGUUGAAACCAGAAGUGACACUGCUGACAUUAGAUGCAAGGUCACAAACAAUUCUGCUUAUGAAGGAGACACAGAAAGUCAACCCAUAACUCACAAUGCAGAUAACAUCUAUGUCACCAUGGUCACAAACUAUUCUGCACCUGUGGAAAACAUGACCAGUAAACCCAACUCUUCCAAUGCAGAAAACAUCUAUGUUACCAUGCAGCAUGGGUUUCAGGUUACAACAGAUUCUCCAGGCCAGGAUUGAGGAGACGUCUGAUUGAAAGCCACCAGAUGAUCGGCCUGAAUCGGUCCUGUGCCACCAAGAUUUUACAACUUAGGAUACCUGCACAGUACAGAUGAGAUGCACACACAAAAACAGCAAAAAAGUGCUUGCAACCUUAUCUCCCAUCAUGCUGUUUUGCAUUACAUUAAAGUAUUUUUCCAUUAGAAUUGUAUUAAACUGUCACAGUUGCAUUCAAAUGAGCAUGAAUGAUGAAGAAAUAAAGUAAGACUGAUGAUAACUUGCUUUUAUCUUAUCUUUUAUCAAUGUAUUUGUUGCAUGGCAGCAGUUUUAUAUUCAGACCCGUGUGGUCAAAGCGAUACUUUGGGGUUGUUCCUGAUCCCUGUUUUCUACCAUAAUAAAGCUUGGAAGAGCAAGGACAUUUACUAAAAUAACUCCAAAUGUGUUUGUCUGAAAGAUGAUGGACAUGUGUAUCUCAGAUUUCCCACA